AUGCCGCUUGUCAGAUACCUGCUCUUGUCUUCCAUGGUGUUGGGAGCACAGUUAUCUCUGUACCCGACUCAGCAAUUCCUGUUUGUCGAAAUUAGUGCUACGGCAAAGAUCCCCUGUUCUUCCAAAGAAAAACUGGAAGGAGGUGGCAUUUCGGUUUAUUGGUACAGGAGAAGAGAAGGUGAGGGGCCCACCUGCAUCAAGAAAUGCUUAAAUGAUCAAAAUGUAAGUAAGUUUGCCUGCAAACCCGAGACACACGGCAUGACACUGGAAAUCUACAAUGUCCAGCAGAACGAAUCUGGUGACUAUUACUGUGCUGUUAAAACCAGCAGCUAUCUGAUUUUUGGCAAUGGAUCCACACUGAUUGUUGGAGACAGCUACACCACCGGCAGCUGGGUUUUGCUUCUUGCUCCAUCUCUCCCUGGUCUCAUCUCCACUGGGACGGUUGAUCUGGCUUGCAUUAUCCAUGGAGUUUCCAACCCAGUCCAAAUUUCCUGGAAUAUUUCUGGGGAUUGGCAGGAACAAGCACUAAUGCGAUCACUGAAAGCAAAGGAUGGAUCCUUAAUGCUCAUAAGUCACAUUAGCAUCCCGAAGGAUGCCUGGACCAGUGCGAAAAUUCUCACCUGUGAAGUCAAAUUCAACUCUUCUGGCACCAGUGUGAAGAAAAGUGCCAGGUAUAUUGAACGCUUUGACAAUGGAUGCUUUCAGUACGCCGUUCCCCUGGCAGUAGGGGGAGCCCUGGUGCUGUUGAUGGUGUCUCUGAGCCUUGUUUGGAUUUGCUGCCCUUCCACUCGAGGAUUCCAGGCCUGCAGCUCAGCAUCGCCAGCCCCAGAGGAGCACCAGGAUGGGCUCGUAUACUGUCAGCUGGAUUUUGAUUCGAGGCAGCGUGGCCGGAGCACGAUGGAGCGACCGGCGAGAGGGAAGAGUGAAAAAUCCUGA
This is a messenger RNA of Terrapene triunguis (Three-toed box turtle), 936 nucleotides long. RefSeq names its product immunoglobulin kappa light chain-like. Gene Ontology annotation, cellular component: cell surface. Gene Ontology annotation, molecular function: coreceptor activity; MHC class I protein binding. The coding region runs from base 1 to 936 and encodes 311 amino acids. Gene Ontology annotation, biological process: regulation of immune response. Lineage: Eukaryota; Metazoa; Chordata; Testudines; Emydidae. The record is from RefSeq and is a predicted model, not a curated record. The transcript is spliced from 6 exons.